UGCAGGCGUUCUGUUCCGGCCCCGCCCCCGGGGGCAAAGGCCUUCCAGGUCACCUGGGAACCUGGGUCCAGAGGAACAGAUCUGACCUGAAGAGCAGGACGUGGCUCCUGGCACCGGGUCUGAGGGUCUUGGAGGCAGAGAGGGCGAAAGGUAGAGAUGGCCUCGUCGAGCCCUGACGCCCCCUGUUCCUGCGACUGCUUUGUCGCCGUGCCCCCGGCCUCCGCCGUCCCAGCCGUGAUCUUUGCGAAGAACUCGGACCGUCCCCGGGAUGAGGUGCAGGAGGUGGUGUUUAUACCGGCUGGCACCCACACCCCUGGGAGCCGGCUCCAGUGUACCUACAUCGAGGUGGAACAAGUGCGGAAGACACACGCUGUGAUUCUGAGCCGCCCUUCUUGGCUGUGGGGGGCUGAGAUGGGCGCCAACGAGCAUGGCGUCUGUAUUGGCAACGAAGCUGUGUGGACCAAGGAGCCUGUUGGGGAGGGGGAAGCCCUGCUGGGUAUGGAUCUACUCAGGCUGGCUUUGGAACGGAGCGGUACUGCCCAGGAGGCUGUGCAUGUGAUUGCAGGCUUGCUGGAACGCUAUGGGCAGGGGGGCAGCUGCCGGGAAGAUCCUGUGCCAUUCUGCUACCAUAACACCUUCCUGCUGGCUGACCGGACAGAGGCGUGGGUGCUGGAGACGGCUGGGAGGCUGUGGGCUGCCCAGCGGAUCCAGGGGGGUGCCCGGAACAUUUCCAACCAGCUGAGCAUUGGCAUAGACAUCUCAGCGGAACACCCAGAGCUCCGCAGCCAUGCCAAGGCCCAGGGUUGGUGGACUGGGCAGGGCGCCUUUGAUUUUGCGGAGGUCUUCUCCCUGACCCAGCAGCCCGUGCGCAUGGAAGCUGCCAAGGCCCGUUUCCGGGCCGGCUGUGAGCUGCUGCAGCAGCGACAAGGUAGCAUCACGGCAGAGGUGAUGAUGGGUGUCCUCAGGGACAAGGAGAGCGGCAUCUGCAUGGACUCUGGAGGCUUCCGCACCACAGCCAGUAUGGUGUCGGUCCUGCCCCAGGAUCCCACAAAGCCCUGUGUCCACUUCCUCACCGCCACCCCAGACCCCUCCAGGUCAGUGUUCAAGCCUUUCAUCUUUGGAGUCGGGGUGUCCCAGGCCCCCCAGGUGCUGUCCCCCACUUUUGGAGCCCAGGACCCCGUUCGGAUCCUGCCCAGAUUCCAGAGCCAGGUGGACCGUCGACACUUGCUCUACCGUGGGCACCAGGCAGCCCUGCGGCUGAUGGAGGAUGAGCAGGAGCAGGGACAACAGCUCCGGCGCAAGCAGCAGGACCUGGAGCGGGAAGGCCUGGAGGCUCUCGGAAGACUGCUUACUGGAAAGCAGGCCCCACCUCUGCAGGGGCUGGGCAGCCUCUUCCAGGCCUUUGUGGAGAAGGAGUGCGAGGUCUAUGCGUAAGCAUGCAGUACCUCUUGGCCCACGGAUGCUUGAUCUGGGACAGACUGCUGUGAGCUGGGGAAGGCAGAGGAUCACCGCCAUCCCUUCACGCCCUUAUCCAGGCUCAGAGUGGCUGGUACAGCCUUUGGCUUAAUAAAUGUGUUUUAUUUCCUUA
Molecule: messenger RNA, 1588 nt
Organism: Meriones unguiculatus (Mongolian gerbil)
Lineage: Eukaryota; Metazoa; Chordata; Mammalia; Rodentia; Muridae
Gene: Scrn2
Product: secernin 2
Exons: 8
Coding region: 157-1434 (425 amino acids)
Biological process (GO): proteolysis
Molecular function (GO): cysteine-type exopeptidase activity; dipeptidase activity
Source: RefSeq, a predicted model, not a curated record